UCGACCUCUCUGCUUCCACGAAUCCGACCUGUUCGCUCAAGCUCUCGCCCGAUUCCACUCCUCGGAAGAAAGAGAGUGUAGGAGGAGCAGCAGGAGAGAAGAAACACGGAGACAGGAAGACGAGGGAGAGAGGAGGAGGAGGAAGAAGAAGAGAGGGUAGGGAACGAGCGCAGGAGGCGAUCUCGGGGAAAGAGAGCGAUGGAGCGUAGGAGACAACUGGGCACGCUGUCGCCUCUGGCACGGGUUCAGGUGAUGGCAUUCAUGGUGGGGUCCAUUGUCUUGAGUUUGGCAGCCAUGCCUCAGGUUCGUGCGGGCAAGGGAGGAGUGGGAGGAGGAGAUGCGCAGGCCGAGCGGAGGAGCCUCUUCGGACCGAAGGGGGGUCAGUCUCUGCGGAGCGACACGAACCCAGAACGGCAGUUGAGAGCGGCUAUGGCCGACGGCACAACAAGUCUAUACGAGCUGACCGCAGACGUUACGCUCACGAGCUCUCUUCCUCCCUUGAGCAAAGACUUCGCUGUGACGGGAAAGUGCACAGGCAUGGGCUGUGUGAUCAACGGCGGGGGCAAGUUCCGCAGCUUCGUCGCUCAGUCUGCCUCUCUGUCGUUGUCGGGCCUGGAUCUGGUGGGGAUGAAGACAGUCGGGAAGAGCGUGAACGCGUUCGAGUACGACACGAGCGGCGGAGCCGUGUACGUGAGGGACGGGGUCCUCACGGUGAAGAACUGCGUGUUCCGCGGGAACAAGGCGAAGAAGGUCAUGGGCGGCGGCGCCAUAGCCAUGCUAGACACGCGCUUCCUCAUCUCCGACAGCGAGCUCACGGGCAACAGCGUAGACGGGUCGGGAGGCGCCAUAGCCGCAUUGGAGUACGUGCAUGUUGAGUCUGCGUUGGAGCUGCGCUGUCCCUUCCAGCUCCAUCUCCAUCUCCCCCAUCCUCAUCCCUUCAUCUUGAUCCUGACGGACCGCCAUCCCGGCGGGUCCGUCACAGGGGAGCUGAGGCGGACCAAGCUGUCGGGCAACAAGGCAGGCUAUUACGGAGGCGCGACGAACUUCAGCGAAGCCGGCGCGAAGAUCAAGGAGUGCGAAUUCUCGGGCAACCACGCGGGAAAGAACGGAGGAGAGCUCUUGCUCAGCGAAGCAGGCGGCACCGUCAUAGCCAGCUCACGCUUCGAACGCUAACUCCGCUCCCAAGGGGCUGGGAGGUGCCCUUCGCGUCAUCGCCAACGAUGUCGGGCCGAC
Messenger RNA from Chara braunii, 1233 nucleotides. NCBI's taxonomy places the organism in Eukaryota, Viridiplantae, Streptophyta, Charophyceae, Charales, Characeae. The record is from the annotation of a GenBank genome assembly.